ACACUGCGCGCUCCGAUUCGGAUUGUUGACAUUUGUUAUAUAGAACAGUACACACAUUAUUCGCAUACCUAUACUAUGUGUCGCGACGCCGUCGAAUCUUCGCUCGGGUGUUUGUUCGCGCCGACGACGAGCCUGUACCACUCGUUCUUGCGCUACAGACGCGGACUGCGUAGACGACGAGCAAGGCAUGACCGACAUCGCUGUUACCAGUGCCGACGAAAAUAUCACUGGAGCUUGUUUCGGGAGCAACAAUUGCGCGACGACACCGACCACGACAAUGAGCUCGACCAAUUCGGCCGGCACGUUGCUGCAGCCGACGAUGCCAGGCUGAGCUGCAUUAAUCACCUUCUCUUACGAAUAAGCGGACGUCGCGAGGCGUUAUUAGACCGAGAUACAUGGCUCGACGGCAUCAUGGAUUCAAACUACGACGAGGAUCUGUCGGAAAAUGCCUUCUACCGGACACUGCAGCAGGAGUAUCAGCCGAUCUUCGACAGGGCCAUCCGCGAAGGCUGGACCAUUUGCGUGCCUCGCUCCGGCACGUUCACCAAGGAUGCGUUGACCGAGGAGGACUUUCUGGGACACAUCCUCGUACCCGAUGACGAAUUACCCGCCACGCAUUUUCAUACCUUGACUGAUCGAGAAGUAAGACUGUGCAACAGGGCGCUCGUUCUCGAAUACGAAACCGCCAAGCCUGUCACUUUGAAAUUGCUUUUUGAAGAGACUUUUUACACCGAAGACAUCAACAAGUACACAGUAUGGUGCAUAGAGGGCCUAUUGGAGCAAGACAGCGGCUUCUGCAGCAACGAGGUGCCUGUGGUGAACUCGCUCAAGGACUGCAUAGACCUGCUCUGGUCCGAGGUGCACGACAAGAGCGUAUUGAAGGAGAUGGAGCUGGCCAUCGAGGACUUCGAGAAGGGACACAAGAGCCUCGACAAGGAGUGCCUGCAGAUGCAGCGCGACCUCGUCAGCAUGCUCUACGCCAAGAGUCUGCGCAUCCUCAUGAAGGACUCGAGGCUGCGCGAGCGCACCAUCGAGAGCCGCUACUUUCUCCAGACGAUCAAGAUCGCCAUCGAGAGCUUCGUGCUGCACGGCUUGAGGAAGCUGCUGCCCCAGGCCGUUGCCCUCAGCACCGCCCACGAGGACGCCACUCUCAACAAGCUCAUUAAAAAUCUCUACGAUUUACAGCUCAAGGACUUGAGCGUCAGGCCCGAUCUCUACGACGGAGUCAACAGGGGAAAGCAAGAACUGUCCCGACUCGAGGGCCACUUCACGGUGCUCGGCAAGUUGGGCUGCCUGAAGCGAGCCGUUCGUUUGGUGUCCCAAGGCGAGAGCUCGGUGUCGUCCGACGACCUGCUGCCCGUGCUCAUCUUUCUCGUGGUGAAAUCGGGCCUGGCGAGCUGGUGCGCGCAGCUCGCCUUCAUGAAAAACUUUCGAUACUCGGCCAGCGCCGGCCACGAGUCCGACGAGGCCGGAUUCCUCGUCACGUCGCUCGAGGCGGCCGUCGAGCACGUCAAGUCGGGCUCGCUGAGGCUGGGCAACGGCAACGAGGAAGACCUGACCGAGCACGGGCCCAAGCUCAACGGCCAGUCGUCGAUACCCAUCUACGAGAACAUCAACGGCGACGAGGAUCACAACUUGUUCGGCAACGGCUACGGCGACUGCAACGGCCUCGACAAGCAGACGAGCGAGCUGUUCGAGCACGCGCGCAAGGGCAACGUCGUCGAGGUCCAGCGCAUCAUGACCGAGAAGAGCAGCAGCGGGAACAACGACAAGGAAUCGAAGCUCUGCCAUCCCCUGUGCCUGUGCGAGCGCUGCCAGCGCAAGAUGUCGAGCAACAAGCGAUUCGGCCUCGACGGCACGCCCAGCAUCACGGCGCGGGACGAGCGCGGCCGCACCUGUCUGCACGUGGCGGCGCUCCACGGUCAGGUCGCCGUGGUCGACUACCUGCUGAACCGGGGGGCCAAGACCAGUCUGGCCGACGCCGACGGCGCCACCGCGCUGCACUGCGCCGCGGCGCGGGGCCAUCAGAACACGCUGCUGAUGCUGCUGCACGCCGGCGCCGAUCCCAACGCCCAAGACAGCCGGGGCAACACGCCGCUGCAUCUGGCCGCCGACCACGGCCACGACGCCUGCGUCAAGACGCUCCUGUUCUUCGGCGAGCACUCGAGGAUGCCCAUUUCCGUCAGUGCCACGAACGUUCAGGGCGACACGGCGCUGCACUUUGCCUCGAAAUGGGGCUACAGCGGCAUCGUCGAGCUGCUGAUGGAGCACGGGGCCGACGUGCAGGCGCGUAACCGUCGCGGCCAGACGCCGAUGACGCUGGCCCACAGCAAUCUCGUGGCCAAGCUGCUCGAGGCCCAGCCCAGCAUGAAAAAGUGCAGCACGCUCGGCUGCAAUGGGACGAUACACAAGGAGACGGGCACGAAGAAGCGCACGACCCAGGCCAACAACACCAUGAAGCCGGGCGCUUCGACGACCAAGAAACACGGUUUCAAAUAUAGCUACCGAGGCGGUGGCCUGACCGAGGGCAUGCACAAAAUCGACCGGCUGUUCGCCGCCGUGGCCGAGGGCGACAUUAGGCUGGCCUCGUAUUACCUGGGCCUCGAGGGCCCCCUCAGCAAGACCUUCGUGACGGAGCACGACUCGCCCAAGUUCUGCCAUCCGCUCUGCAACUGCGACAAGUGCGUGAGCAUCGAGGAGCUGGCCUACGAGCGCGAGAACAAGCCUCCGGUCGCCAUCAACGCCAUCAACAGCCGGGGCGAGACGGCGCUUCACAUAGCGGCCGGCGUUGGCUGCAUCGAGAUCAUACAGCUACUGCUCGACGCCGGCGCCCACGUGAACUUGCCGACGCGCUCGGAGGGCCGCACGCCCCUGCACUUGGCCUGCCAGAACGAGCACCCGUCGGCGGUGAAGCUCCUCCUGGCCAGCGCCAACUGCAAUCCCGACGCCAAGGACCACUCGCGCGACACGCCGCUUCACCUCGCGGCCCGCUCCGGCAGCGUGAGGAUCGUCGAGAUGCUCGUGCGCCACGGGGCCAACUUCAAGCUGCGCAACAUCAACGGCAUGACGGCCCUCGACGAGGUCGACCGCAUGCACUCCGACGACAUAUUCUUCUCGCUGGCGCUCACCAACAUCGGCAAGAUACUGCGCAACGUCGCGGGCAACAGCAGCACCGGCGAGGCGAGCCGCUGAGGCAAGAGACGCGUUGGUGUGAAACUGGCCGUUAAGAAGGCCGUGAGGUUCUUCGGCCUCGACGUCAUACACGAGGUCGAGGGCAACUGAACGAGAGACGACACCCCGAUCCCACCGGCGAUUAUCGACACACAUUUUUAUACGUAUACGCCCCCGCGUAUACCGAACGAUCCUACGCGCUUUCGUUGUUUUAUCCUAUGGGAUUUUUCGCUUUCUGUUCCAAUGUGAACGCCCAAGGCCUGCGACGAUUAUUAUAUUGUAUAAAUGCACGCAGUCGCGUAUGCGCAUAUUACGCUGUUGCGCGACGCGUGCGAUCGAUUUGUUAAUUUUUGUGUAUGUUAUCGUAGCGCUUGAUUAUAUUUAGCUAUUGUCAGUCAUGUUGUGAUUUAUACAAAUGUUUAUAUAAAUGUACCUUGUAUAGAUAUCUGUGAAUACGCAGUUGUACUUAUUUCGCGAAAUUUGAGCUUAUGAAUCGACGUUGAAUUGGCAGUUUCCGCGCGGUACGCAACGUUCAGUGAUAUGGAAAUUAUUAGAUUAUGUACUCGUAUGUUAGUUUUCCCUAGCACCAAACGCCCACAUUCUCACGCUCAAAGGUGAAAUUGAUGCUCGUUAGUAGUGAGAAAAAAAUUCGAAUUCAAUUUCGAUGCUACGCGAUCGUCAAUUUUUUUUAUAAGCGAUGAGCAAAACUCGAUCUUUCCGAGGCAUUCUUUUAGGAACAUAAUAAAUUGUACCAAUUAAAAUGGUCUAGUAAGUGCGAAAUAACUCAUGUUCACACCAACGCAUUUCUGAACUAUACAUAUGUGUUAUCGAAUGUUUUUCUGCAUACAGCAGCCAAAAUGGACAUUUUUCCAUCGUAACAAUGUUGACAAAUUUUACUAUAUCGUUUUGAUUUUACUCCUUUUCUCGAGUCAUGAUUUUUAGCAAUGAAUAGAGUUAAUGAGGACAAUCUUUCUUAACGAUAUUUAUACAUAUGUACAGAAUUUCACAGAUUAACGCCUGUUAUUGACAAUAUUAUUAGUAUUAUUAUUACAAUCGAUAUUGUUUAAACGCAUAAUGCUGAAAAGCAAUGAAAGUCUAUUUGCUAUACCGAAAACAAAUUUAUAGAUAAAAUGACGCCUAAUUAAAAAAACCGAAACUUUUACAGUAUGAAAAAAAAUUUUCUACGAAAAAUGUCUUUCGCAGCAAUAAGAAUCUGCCAGUGAGAUUCCGACCGAUUCCCAGAGAUUAUGUAUUAACUUAAUAAUCUAUUUGAAAUGACUGUUUUUUUAAAAUAUAUUAUAUGUGACUAUGAAAGAUUAAAGAAAAAAAUUUUAUAUAAAUAUACAUAUAUAUGAGAAUAUAAACAAUAUUGCACGUACAAUUGAAGGAAAGUGAUGUUCAAAAAACCGAGUACUUAAAAGGCUUUACUUAAUUCUACUGAAAGCUUAACGAAAAAAUGGCUCUAGUCGAGCACAUGAACAUGAACCCAUGGCAAUCACACAUUAAAAAAGUUGAUAAUAUACAAUUAAGGGAAUUCUUGUUCCGCAUAUAAAAAAAGUUAUGUCUAUAUUAAAUGUUUGAAGAAAAAUUUUACGAGAUUCAAAUAAUUAAUACAAAUCGACUCACAAAUCUUAGUAAGAAGCAAUGUAAGCCUUCCAUUAUUUGUAGUUAAUUUUUAAUUGUUGGUUGAAUUAGUAAUAAUAAUAAUAAUAAUUAAAAGAAAUACAAGCAGACAUAAAAAAAUAAAAGCCAAGUCCACUUUAUUGUGCUCAAAAAAUUUAUCGUAGUUUAUAGAACGAAAUAUUAAAUUGUCAACGAUUUAGAGAUAAAUAUUACAUGUAAAACAUAGUGCAAUAAACAUUUUUUUAGAAUUUUAGAAACUAAAUCAUAUGUAUCAUCAGUCAUCUCAAUUUAGAUGUAAAUUAAGUAAAUUUAACUCUCUUUUCCAACGAAUUUCCAUUAGCCUACUCAUUUACAUGUAAUUUAGUUGUAUAUUGUUAAAAUUAAAGUUUAAUUCUUUUAGCUUUACAGUUACCUAAAAAACUAUGCCAAUACUCAAGUGUAUGUAUAAAAGAACUUCAUUUCUAUAGUGACAUAUAAAAAAAAACCGUUCGCGUCUACUUGAAAAGUUUAAUGAUGUAAAUGUUGAUGCGUGAGAGAAUUUAAUUGUAAAAUCAUUUCAACUCAUCAAACAACAAACAUAAAGUAAAAACCGGUUCUGUAAAGUUUAAGUGAUGAACUUUGAAAGUAUAAGCACUUAUAAAGUUUAAUCAUUUUAACUCUUUCCACUGAGUAGUAAUUAAUAAAUGUUGAAAAAAAAACCAACGUCAAAUUUAAAGUUUAUAGAUAUUUUUUUACAAGAUGCCAAGAAAAUAGUCAAGAUAAUAUUAUAGACUCAAAUAAGCAAUACAAAUCAAAAUAGAGAAAUAUAAAAUAUCUGAUAAAAUGAUCUGAAUACUUUGAAGAAAAAUUAUGUAAAUAAUUUCUUACACAUUUAACUUGGUGUAAAAUUUGAUUCAUGUUCUAUCUUCUUUCAUAAAUAUGUGAAUAUGUAACUGAAAAAUGUGAUAAAUUGAUGUGGAUCUGGGAUAAUGGAAUUUCUUUCAUUUGCAAUUCAAAAUUAGACUCAAAAUUUCAAACUUUUCAUAAUUUUAUUUGGAAUUUUCUCAUUAGUGCAAU
This is a messenger RNA of Trichogramma pretiosum, 5850 nucleotides long. RefSeq names its product ankyrin repeat domain-containing protein 27-like. Bases 76 to 3192 code for a protein of 1038 amino acids. The transcript has 8 exons. The record is from RefSeq and is a predicted model, not a curated record. Gene Ontology annotation, biological process: early endosome to late endosome transport; neuron projection morphogenesis. Gene Ontology annotation, molecular function: SNARE binding; guanyl-nucleotide exchange factor activity. Gene Ontology annotation, cellular component: neuron projection; plasma membrane; tubular endosome. Lineage: Eukaryota; Metazoa; Arthropoda; Insecta; Hymenoptera; Trichogrammatidae.